Molecule: messenger RNA, 2070 nt
Organism: Charadrius vociferus (killdeer)
Lineage: Eukaryota; Metazoa; Chordata; Aves; Charadriiformes; Charadriidae
Gene: NPR1
Product: natriuretic peptide receptor 1
Exons: 18
Coding region: 1-2070 (689 amino acids)
Biological process (GO): receptor guanylyl cyclase signaling pathway; cGMP biosynthetic process; intracellular signal transduction
Cellular component (GO): membrane
Molecular function (GO): peptide receptor activity; protein kinase activity; ATP binding
Source: RefSeq, a predicted model, not a curated record
AUGUCUCCUGAGGGCAGCCGCUUCCCCGAACCCCAACGGCCCUGGAAAAGGGGGGACCGCCCCGACGCCAGCGCCCGGCAAGCCUUCGAGGCUGUCACCAUCAUCACCUACAAAGAGCCCGAAAACCCCGAGUACCGGCCCUUCCUGGCACGGCUGAAGGAGGAGGCGCUUGCCCACUUCAACUUCUCCAUGAAGGACGGCUUGAUGAACUUCAUCGCGGCCGCCUUCCAUGAUGGGGUGCUGCUCUACGCCCAGGCCGUCAACGAGACGCUGGAGCGAGGUGGCUCCAUCACCAACGCCUCCGCCAUCACCCGCCAGAUGUGGAACCGCACCUUCUAUGGUGUCACCGGCUUCCUAAAGAUCGAUGAGAACGGGGACCGGGAGAGUGACUACUCCUUGUGGGACAUGGAUCCCGUGCGGGGGGACUUCCAGAUCGUGGCCAACUACAACGGCACUACCAAGAAGAUCCAGAUGGUGCCAGGGCGUGAGAUCCACUGGCCGGGCAACGUGGUCCCCUCUGAUGUCCCCCCUUGUGGCUUCGAUAACAGCGACCCGCUGUGCCGCAAAGCCAACCUGUCCACCCUGGAGAUCCUGUCCCUCGUGGUCAGCCUGAUCCUCUUGGCCAUCACCGUCACCUCCUUCUUCAUCUACAGGAAGCUGCAGCUGGAGAAGGAGUUGGCGGCCGAGCUGUGGCGUAUCCGCUGGGAGGACGUGCAGAUGAGCAGCUUGGAGAAACAUCUCCGGAGCGCCGGCAGCAAGCUCACCCUCUCCCUGAGGGGCUCCAACUACGGCUCGUUGAUGACCACAGAGGGGCAGUUCCAGGUCUACGCCAAGACGGCAUAUUACAAGGGCAACCUCGUGGCCGUGAAGCACCUCAACCGCAAACGCAUCGAGCUGACGCGCAAGGUCUUGUUCGAGCUGAAGCACAUGCGGGAUGUCCAAAACGAGCAUCUGACCCGCUUCAUCGGUGCCUGCACUGACCCCCCGAACAUCUGCAUCCUGACUGAGUACUGCCCACGCGGGAGCCUCCAGGACAUCUUGGAGAACGAGAGCAUCACGCUGGACUGGAUGUUCCGCUAUUCCCUCACCCAUGACAUUGUCAAGGGGAUGCAGUUCUUGCACAAUGGGGUGAUCGUCUCCCACGGGAACCUCAAGUCCUCCAACUGCGUGGUGGACAGCCGCUUCGUCUUGAAGAUCACCGACUACGGGCUGGAGAGCUUCCGCGUGGCCCCCGACGGCGAGGACUCCCACGCGCUCUUCGCCAAGAAGCUGUGGACGGCACCUGAGCUGCUGCGGAUGGAGUCACCACCGGCUCGCGGCACACAGAAGGGCGACGUUUACAGCUUCGGCAUCAUCCUGCAAGAGAUCGCACUGCGCAAUGGCGUCUUCUACGUGGAGGGGCUGGACCUGAGCCCCAAAGAGAUCAUUGAACGGGUGAAGAGUGGGGAGCGCCCCAGCUUCCGCCCCUCAGCCAAUGUGGGGUGCCACAUGGAGGAGCUGGGCCAGCUGAUGCAGCACUGCUGGGCCGAGGACGUCCUGGAGCGCCCCGACUUCAACCAAAUCAAGGUCCAGCUCCGCAAGUUCAACAGGGAGAGCAGCAGCAACAUCCUGGACAACCUGCUGUCACGCAUGGAGCAGUACGCCAACAACCUGGAGGAGCUGGUGGAGGAGCGAACCCAAGCCUACCUGGAGGAGAAGCGCAAGGCCGAGGCUCUGCUUUACCAGAUCCUGCCCCACUCGGUGGCGGAGCAGCUGAAGCGGGGGGAGACGGUGCAGGCGGAGGCCUUCGACAGCGUCACCAUCUACUUCAGCGACAUCGUGGGCUUCACGGCGCUGUCGGCCGAGAGCACCCCCAUGCAGGUGGUGACGCUGCUCAACGACCUCUACACCUGCUUCGACGCCAUUAUCGACAACUUCGACGUCUACAAGGUGGAGACGAUCGGGGACGCCUACAUGGUGGUGUCGGGGUUGCCGGUGCGCAACGGGAAGCUGCACGCCCGCGAGGUUGCCCGCAUGGCCCUGCCUCUGCUGGACCCCGUCCGCUCCUUCCGUACGGCUUCCCAUGGGUGA